Molecule: messenger RNA, 4416 nt
Organism: Stylonychia lemnae
Lineage: Eukaryota; Ciliophora; Spirotrichea; Sporadotrichida; Oxytrichidae
Source: the annotation of a GenBank genome assembly
AUGUUGGAAGGAAAAGGUUCCCAAGUCUAGGCACCCCUAGAUCCAAAUAAUAAUUCUACUAAAACUUAAGCUAAUCAGAAUUAGCAAAUAAUUAACAAUCCUAAUAAAGAAUUAUAUCAAAAAUACAUAAAUUUGAAUGAAGCUAGCAUUUGUGAAGAAGGAGUAUUCAAGGUCUCAUCAGUUUAUCAUAAUAGUCUUUCAAUCGAAGGAGUUAGGCUGGUAAAAAAUUAAACUUAAAUCUUUAUCAAUGGAGUUACUGAAUAAAGGUCCACUGGAGAUUAAGUAAGUUAUUGUUAGCUCAGAGAUAUAAACACAUAUGAAGAGAUUAAACUGAAAGUACUUGAUGUUGAGUAUCAUUACUUAGAAGCCUAAAAUAAAUUUAGAAAUCUGAAUGAAUUCAAUGUUUCUCCUUGUGGAGAAUAUUUACUCUAUAAUAUACAGCUAUCUAGAUAAGUAAGAUAAUAAAUACAUGUAUGCAUUCACAAAAUUGACGAUUUCUUUGAUAACAAACCACCUAUUAUAAAGAUUGGCAAGGAUUUGUUCGAUGGAAGAUUUAAAAAUAUAUUGUUUGGAUCCCUAAAUUAAGUUAUUUUUACACAAUAAUUGGACAGCAAUAGCUAAACUCCGUGGGAGCUUAAAAGUCUUGUUAUCUUCAAAUGCAAUUACACUAACCCGAAAUCAUUGGAAACUGAAGUGUAUGAUUUAUAAAACUGGUUCAAAGAUGUACCAAAAAGAGGGAAUGUAGGAGACAAACCAAUGAAAUAUAUAUCAUCUGAUGGAGUUUUUAGAAGUUUUAUUGGAUAUCCUGAAUUCGAAUUAUCUGAUUUCUUUAUAGAUAAGUUUUUAUUCGCAACGUAUAAAUAGACUAGAACCUUAGUGUUUGACCAAUAAACUCUCAAUAUCAUAUUUGACCUUGACCAUCUAAUAUAUUUUAGCUAAGACACAGAAUAUCUAGGAUAUGACCGUUAGUUUAAUAUUUUCUAAGUAACUAAACCUAAUUUUGGGAAUAUAGAAAAAAUUGGAUAACUUAUUCCUCCAGAGCAAUGGGUUUAUGACAGUAAAAAGCCUCAUGUAACAAACAUUUCAAUCAUUAUGAAUGCAUAAGGUAAAAUCAAAAAGAAAGGAGCUGUCUUAGUCUACGACAAGCUCAGAUUUAAUCUUAUUAACAAAUUUACUUUGAAAGAAAUUUAUGAAGAAAAAAACACAGCGAUAUAUUAUCAUUAAGGGCUCUUAAAAUACUUCAAUAACGAUAAUAAAAAAUUUCUUAAAAUCAAUCUGUAUAAUUCAAAAUAUGAAUAAGAGGACAGCAAUAUUUAUUAGCAUUCAGAUCUUUAUAAGUCUGAUGAUUCAUGCUAUGUAUAUAAUUGGAAUAAAAUAUCUCAAGUAUACGAUUUAGAAUAGCAAAGAGUUUCUGGCACACUCCCAGCUUAUUUAUAACCAAAAAUGUUUAUGAAGCUAGGAACUUAAUACUAUCUUGCGCAAAUUGAUGCAUCAAGCCUUUAUCUUAUUCGUUAAAAUGAUACAAGAAUUAUUUAAAAAGUAGGUAUUGAGGGAGGAAAAUAUGGAAAUGAACUCCAAUAAGUUAUUUCAAUGUCAGAUUAAGAAGUUUAAAUACUUGGACUCUCUGAUAAUUCAAUAAUCUAAAUUCUUCACAUAAACCUUCUUGAAUUUACUGCUCAGAUUUAAUAACUCAAAGUCUUUGAAGGAAAAUAUAAGAAAACAUUGAGAGUUGAUUAAAAGGAUAUUUAUCAAAUAUUUAAGAAUGAGUAAUCUAACUAGAUUCUGAUAGUUGUAGUCGUUUAAAAGGUACUUUAUAUCUAUGAUUUUAAUUAAAAAAUACUUAAUGAAUACAAAGGAGAUUUCCUUUUUAUAAGUCUUACAAUAAGCUGGAAAGAUAAUGCUCUUAUUGGACUGGUUAAUCAGAAUAUGAUAAAAGCAUUUGAAAUAAAUACGGGGUAACUACUUCCUAAUCUUUGUUACACAAGUAAAAACAAGAUUACUAAUAUAAAAGUGGUCUAAGAUUACCUUUUACUCUAUUUGUCUGGUGAUAUUAAUGCAUUUGAACUUAUUGAAAUAAAGAACAGCUGUUUUACACAAUAGAGAGUUUAAUUUCCACUUUAUCCUCUUGAGGACUUUUGCUAAUAUCCAAGGAAUUAUCAAAUGAUAACAAGUUAAUCAGACCGUAGCAUUUAGUACUAACUUUGUAGUACUGAUGAAAAAGAGGAUGUUUAAAAAACUACCUUAGUUAGAAAAAUUGAUCCUCUUAAAUUGUUUCAGACAAAUAAUUCUAGAAAUCUUGAUUAUCCUCUUAUUUAGCUUACUCAUUUGCCAACUGCUAAGUUUGUACUCUUAGAUAAAAACAAUGGAAUGAGCUUCUAUCACGAUGAAAGAGAUAAGAGAAUAGGCUUUGUUAGCACAUACUUCAUUACAGAUGAAAUAGUAAAAAUAAAAGAAGCUAAAGUGAUGAAUAAUGAUAAUCUACUCACAGAAUUGAACGAUAUUAGUUCUUAUCUUAAAUACUACCCAGGGAUAGGUAAUAUUUUGAAUGAGGUAGCUCUAAGACCUAUUAUCCUUGAAUUUCUAGCAAAGAAACUUUCUCUAAUGGAUAAAAGUGAAACUCCUAUUGUUAUUAUGAGAAACGAGAUUAAUGGAAAAUCUCCUAUUGAUGUAGCAUGUGACAAAAACCAAAUAAAAAGCUUAACUAUCUUUCUUGAACUUCUCACCAAAUACCAAAAUGAUCACGGGUUUAAUUACUUAAUGGAUGAUAAAUUAAUUUACUUCAUCAAAAAAGGUCUAGAUCUCUCAGAAUACUUUGAUAGCUUACUACCAAAGCUUUCAAUAAUAUCAGAAAAUUACCCUACAGAGCAUGAAGAUGAAAAUGAAUACAUUUAGAGUGUUAAUAAUUUAGAAAGACCAAGUGAUAUCAAUUAAAAAUAUGAGGAAAUCUUUGGAUAGAUUUUGGAAAUAAAUAAAUCAGAGGGUCUUGCUUCUAUAGAAUACUACUUGAUUAAUCUUCCUUCAACUUUGACAAUAAACCCGAAAAAUCUAAUGAAAACUCUAAGUGAGACUGAAAAGAUUGAGUACUUUGAAAAUCUCACUAUUCAAACAAUCAUCAAGUUCAAAUGGAAUCAUUAUACAAAAAACUUUUUCUAAAAUCAGUUCUUAAUCUUCUUGAUUUUUGUUGUUUCCUUUGUGUUUGAGAUUUACUAUUCUAUAAGCAGUGGAAAAACAUAAGCUCAACCGUCAAAGGAGGACUUAUUAAAAGGUAUGGAAAUAAAUGAAGACACAAGAAACCUUGCCACAAUGAUUGUAAACAAAUGUAUAUGCACAAUAGUUUUACUUUAUUUCUUCUAUUAUGAAGUAAGAUAAGCAAGAAAAUAAGUUGGGUAUUUUAAAGAGCUAUGGAAUCUCUCAGAUUUUUCCUUGAUAGCUUCUUACUUUAUUCUAAAUAUUAUUGAGUUCACUUCAGAUGAUAGAAAUGCACUUGUUAUCAUGCAAAUCAUUGUUGUACUCUUUUCCUUCCUUAAAAUUAACUUUUUCCUUAGAAUCUAUGAUGGCUUUAGCUUUUUGGUCUCUAUGAUGGGAGGAGUAUUCAAGGAUAUUUACUACUUUAUACUUUUCUUUGUCAUCUUUAUUUUAUAAUUUGGAUUGAUAUUCAUUAUCCUAUUCAGUGCCUAAUAUUUAGAGGAAUAUGAUGGAAUAGGCACUUUUGGUUAUUUUUUAAUGAUUUUCAGAAUAUCUUCAGGUGAUUUUGCUGUUGAUAAUUACAAAAAUUAGGGUUCAACAUUAAUGAUUACCUUAUCUUGGACAAUUUGGGUGAUUGCAGUUUUAAUUCUCAAUAUUGUAUUUAUGAACUUUAUUAUUGCUGUUAUCUCAGAGUCUUAUGAGAAAGUUAUGCAAAAAUUAGUCGCCUAAUCAUACAAAGUCAAAGCUAAUAUGAUUGUUGAAAGAGAAUUGCUUUUGAAUCCUAUGGAUGAAGAUGAAAGGAAUUUUUAUUAUCCUCAGUAUAUAAUUUUAAGAAGAUCAAUUGAAACUCUUGAUGGUGAAUCAGGAGAAUGGCAAGGAUUUAUUAAGGAUUUGAAAUAUACAAUUAGGACUUCAGCUUUAAAAUCAAAAGCAGAGGUGAUUCAAAAUGUGGUUCCAAUCUAAAAUAAAAUUGAGGCUUUAGAGAAAUAUUCUAUCUCUUAACAAGAGAUGAUGUCCAAUUUAAGAGCAGAAAUAGGUGAUUAGAAGAUGCUCAUUUAAUUACUCUAAAAAAGUGUCUAAGACUAAAAUCUUAAAAACGAAACCUCUGCUUAAAAAUAAGAUAUAAAUAAUCUUAACUCAAAGUUAGAAACACUGUCAAUCAAAAUGUAAGGAUGCGAAACAGCAUUACAACUCCUUAAUGCUAAUAUGUUAAAACUCCUUGAGAAAUGA